Racocetra persica is the source of this 222-nucleotide messenger RNA. The record is from the annotation of a GenBank genome assembly. NCBI's taxonomy places the organism in Eukaryota, Fungi, Glomeromycota, Glomeromycetes, Diversisporales, Gigasporaceae.
AUGACAAAAGUUGGUAAAAUUUGGGAACACUUUACAAAGUUAGGAGUUAUAGAAGGAUAUAAACAAGAAAGAGCAAAAUGUAAUAGAUGUCCUUUUACAUGUGCUAGUACAGUAUUGCGAUGUGAAGAACAUUUUAAAGUAUGUACUAAUACGAGUAUUGAAAUCUUGAAAGAAUAUUUUGGUGAAGAAUUUGAACGUCCUAGAUUUAAUGUUUUUGGAUAA